Thyridium curvatum is the source of this 1044-nucleotide messenger RNA. RefSeq lists its product as uncharacterized. The record is from RefSeq and is a predicted model, not a curated record. Lineage: Eukaryota; Fungi; Ascomycota; Sordariomycetes; Thyridiales; Thyridiaceae. The coding region runs from base 1 to 1044 and encodes 347 amino acids. The transcript has 3 exons. Gene Ontology annotation, molecular function: dioxygenase activity.
AUGGCUGCUACUGACAAACCCAGCCAGAAAGAGCUGCAAGCACUCGCGAUGGCACCCACCAAGUACAUCGGCCGUGCGAUCCCGGAAAUCUCCCUGCGUGACUUCGACUCGCGCAUCGAUCAAAUCACAGCUGAAUUGCUCGAUGCAGCCGAGAACGUCGGCUUCUUCUGCAUCGUCGAUCAUGGCAUCUCGAAGGAUGCAGUAGAUGGCAUCUUCAAUCAGUCCGCCCGCUUCUUUGGCCUGCCAGACGAGGUCAAGGCGCGCGUUCCCUUCUCGCCACAGCACAAUGCAGGAUGGGAGAAGAAUGCCCAGGUCCGCCCUUCGACGGGCGCCGUGGACCGUAAAGAGUCGUAUCAAAUGCAAUUCGGUGAUGGCAUGGAGGGUCGAUGGGUCGAUGAUGAGACGCUUCCCGGAUUUCAGGAGGAGGCGCUUUCAUUCAUGCACCAGGCCCAAGAGGUCAGCGAGAAACUCAUGAGGUGCUUCGCUCGCGGGCUACACUUCCGUGACGACUACUUCAUCAAAGCCCACAACGUGAGUCGCCAAGAAUCGCAGACGGUCUGCAGGCUCCUCCAUUACUUCGAGACGCCCCAGGUGCCCAACCCGACAGGCGAGGUUUUCCAUAGGGCCGGUGCGCACGCCGACUGGGAUUUCUUGACUCUUUUGUUUCAAAAAGAGGGCCAGUCGGGCUUAGAGAUAUGCCCUGGUCGCGAGGUUUCGACCUCGUUCGGGUAUGGCGAUGCGUGGACAAAAGUAGAGCCGAAUGCUGCGAAGAACGCCAUUGUUUGUAAUAUCGGAGACCUGCUCAUGUCGUGGUCUGACGACCGAUUCAAGUCUACGUUUCACAGAGUCAAGGCUCCAUGCGAGCCAAAUGACUUUUAUGGAGAGCGCUACAGUAUUGCCUUCUUUAAUCAGCCGUGCAGAGAUGCCGAGAUACAAGGACCACUGAAGAAGUAUCCCAUGAUUACGGGCGAGGAAUUCGCGCGAAACGCAAUGACCCGGAAUUACAAGGCCUUACGGGAGAAAUUAAUUAAAGUUAUGGACUAG